GUCAUUACAUUACGACACGAUUGCGCCCGAUGCGCGUCCGAACGCCUCGAUGAGACACGAACGUCGUUCGAAACGGAGAGAAGGGCGAUGUUGUACUCAGCGAAGAAAGACAGCUGUCGCUUCAUUUUCAGCUGAUUUUUGUGUACGCUUCGAACUGCACUCGCGUUUCAAGAGUUUCGUAACGAGAAAGAGUUUUAAGAUCGCUACUCCGAUUUCGCUUCGCAGACAAAGGGCAUAAAAAGGGAACAAUCGAGAAGUACAGCUCACCGUGACGAACAAAGGGAGAUGGUCCAUUGAGCGCGGGUGGUGCGUAGUGGACUGUCGUGACGUCAGAGCGCGAGCGUCGCCGGGGCGUCGGGCGGUCAGCAGCGCCAGCACGGGCCGAUGCGGCGCGCGCGGGACUGAGCUCGGCGCUCGGGGCAGCGCGGCGCUCUCGCUCCGCCAGCCUGGCCUCCACUGACUCGGGCGACGAGGGCGCCGGGCACCGGCCGCCGCGCAAGCGGUCCCGCAGGCUGUCGCCGCCAGCGCCCGCCAUGCAGCAGCCCACGGCCAACGGCCAAGCGGCCCACGUCAAUGGUGACGCUGACCGCAACGGCGCCCCGCCAGCGCCUGGCACGCGCAUGGCCCAGACUGAUCAAGAAAUUGUUCGCCUCAUAGGCCAGCACCUGCUCUCUAUUGGCCUUGAACGCAGCGCCGCCCUGGUGAUGGAGGAGUCGGGGCUACACCUGGAGCACCCGGCGGCCGCCACGUUUCGGGCGCACGUGCUGGCCGGCGACUGGGGCAAGGCCGACCACGAGCUGCGCGCGCUGCACGCGCUGCUGCAGGGCGAGCAGCUCGACCCGCACUCACUUGCGGAGAUGAAGUUCGUGGUCCUCGAGCAGAAGUACCUCGAGCACCUGGAAGCCGGGCGCGCGCUCGACGCGCUGCACGUGCUCCGGAACGAGCUCACGCCGCUCGGGCACGACACGGCGCGCGUGCACCGCCUGUCGGCGCUCAUGAUGUGCGCCGACCCCGCGGAGCUGCACCAGCGCGCUAGAUGGCCGGGUGCCGGCGCGGACAGCAGAGCGCGUGUGUUACAACGCGUACAAGCAGUUCUGCCGCCGGCACUCAUGAUGCCGCCACACCGGCUGCGCGCGCUGCUCGCGCAGGCCGCUCAGGCACAGGUGGCCCGCUGCCGCUUCCACGCAGCACCGCGGCCGCCGCCCGACUGCAUCCCCUUCAGUCUGCUGCAGGACCACCAGUGCUCGCCCGACUCCUUCCCCAUACAUCCCCUGCAGGUUCUAAACGAGCACUGCGACGAAGUGUGGUACUGCAAGUGGUCCCCCGACGGCAGUAAGCUCGCCUCGGGCUCCAAAGACAACACCGUCAUGAUCUGGGACUACGACCCGCAGGCGCGGCGCCUCGCCUUCAGGAAGUCGUUGGAAGGGCACUCGUACGGCGUGUCGUACCUGGCCUGGAGCCCGGACGGGCGCUGGCUCAUCGCGGCCGGCCCCGAGGACUGCCCGGACCUGUGGAUAUGGAACAUGGAGACGGAGACCCUGGCGACGAAAAUGUCGCACUCACAAGAGGACUCGCUGACCGCCGUGGCGUGGCACGCGGGCUCCGACAAGUUCGUGUGCGGCGGCGCGCGCGGCCAGUUCUACCACUGCAGCAAGGAGGGCCAGCUGCUGAACAGCUGGGAUGGCGUGCGCGUGAACGCGCUGGCCACGCGCAGCGACGGGCGCGGCGUGCUGGCCGCCGACACGCACCACCGCGUGCGCCACUACGACUUCACCGACCUCACCGACUGCAACCUAAUCCAAGAAGAGCACGCGGUGAUGGCGCUGUGUGUGGACGCGGCCGACUCGCUGCUGCUGCUCAACGUGGCCAACCAGGGGGUGCAUCUCUGGGACAUUCGUGCCCGCGCGCUAGUGCGCCGGUUCCGCGGACUCUCGCAGGGCCACUUCACCAUCCACGCGUGCUUCGGCGGCGCGCGCCAGGACUUCGUGGCCAGCGGCAGCGAGGACAACAAGGUAUACAUCUGGCACAUUUCCGGCGAGGAGCCCGUGGCGGUGGUGGCGGGGCACUCACGCUGCGUCAACGCCGUGGCGUGGAACCCCGUGCACCACGACGUGCUCGCCUCCGCCUCCGACGACUACUCGCUGCGGCUGUGGGGCCCGCGCUGCUAGUAAAGCGCGCCCGCCGGGAGCGCCUCGCACGACAACCGACCUCCACCACAACCAAGCAUCGACAUCCUCAAGCAAAGCAAGACUGAUACCAACUAAAGAUAAGUCUAUCGACUUUUCUCUUACUCGUUCAUCGUGUUGCCUCAAUAAAAAACUAUGAUUUGAGUACCUCAAAAAUAAGAUUGUAACAAGAGACAUAGUUGUUAAUCGCCAAUAAUAUAAUACUAUGAUUUUGGACGCCAUUAUAGUAUAUAAUCGAUACGAAACGAUAGACGCUGUCCCCUAACUAGAUCUAAUCCUAGAACUAGGGACAAAAAACAAAUAUCUAACAUCGUAAUAAAUAGUGGAGGUAAGAAAAUGCGGUGAAACGUGAUUCUAAACUCUGUUAAAUUUUUGUACAUAAUACCGAAACGCAAACAACAAAUUCUAUACUACACUGUAAAGUAAAUGAGUCGUUACUGUAUCAAUAUGUAUUUUGUUUUCACAUAUUUAUAUUCGAAACUAACUUUUUGACCUUUGGUGUAACAGAUCUUCCGUCCAAUAAGACAAGAGUUUUGACUCCUAUUGUGUUUGUUAUUUAUAAUUUCAUAAACGAUUAUAAAUAACGAGGUAGGAGCUUUUAUAUUUUGUUCCUAAUUGCGUAUUUUCAAUCACAAUCACCCAACAGUUGUCAACGCAUUUCAAUGUAUUGCUUGUAAUUAACUUACUUGUAAUUAUGGAUGAUCCCAUGGCGGGUGUUAAAGGUACCAAUUAUGUCAUUCAAAAUGUUCACUAACAACACUGGCCCAAACAAAAAACUACAGCAAAAUGUGAUACCACAUUCAACAUGAUGUUUAUUGAAGACUCGCAUAGUACUUUAUUACUGCAUUAAAGCCCCAUUUAGACGAAUCAAGAACUUGCAUUCUCAUUUCGCUACUUUACGGUAUUUGGUCGAUCGACUGAAUUCAUCUCUGUAGUUAUAUUAUAACAGAUUAGGUCCCGAACCGAAAAAAUCAUCUCAUAAAAUGCAUACUAUAGCAAUGUCAUCUGUCAAAAUGGGGAGUAAAACUUGUGUAAACUCAUCGUUCAAGUCGGCGGGCGAAGCGCUCGAUUUAUUAUGACGUAUUACGCGGCUGCCAAAUAUUUAGUAUCAAUUUAAUUGUCGAUCGUAUAAUUUAAACCAAGUUAAUAUGGCUUGUGAGGAGUCCCGUCGGAUUCAUUUUAAAUACCAAAUUCGAGACAAUUUCUCGGCUUUUGUAACAAUUUGCUUGGAAAUUUAAUAACUAAGAAGGGCGUUUACAGGCUCGCCUGUCACUACAACCUUAUCGCGCAGAAAAAAUGUCGCAAUUUGAAAUAAUGCUUAGUACUUGGCAACACAAUAUGAAUUUCCUUCGUAACUAAACAUUAACUUUUUAAAGAAUCAUGUGCAAUACGCGUGCCAUUCCUAGUGCAAUAUUUCAAUUUAUAUAUAAAAAUGUUUUCGGCGGGAAACACAAUUGCUGACUUGUCAAAGAGUGUUCGGAUCUAUAAUAAAUUGUAUUUUGUACUUACGAUACUAAUGACAUGUUAUCUUCACUGUAACUUAGCUUUCGCUACGUAUAACUGAUAUCCGAACGCUCUUCUAAUUAAAUUUAAAACAUGUUAUGAAACAUAACUAUGUAUAACUUAUUUCUUUGGACUUGUAUCGUACAAUAAUUGUGAAUUGAAGCUCCGACAUUCCUAGUUGCAGGAGCAUUCAUAAAAACUAAAUUGUGCAGUCUUAUUUUCUAUAAAAGCCAUAGUUUCAUACUGCUAAGGAUUUUCUGCAACUGGAUGCUAGGUAACCGGAGUGUGGGGUUGAGAUUAUGAGUGAUCAGAUACGUAGGUUAACUAGGGUUAGACGAGGACCGUGUACCAUAAACCAUAAGGCAAUACACAUGUCUAAUAUUCUAUACAAAUAUCUAAAUAAACUACAACAACAGAUCAAGUAGUAGUUUCAAAUAGGUAUUAUCGCUGAAGUAUCUACGAUUUCUGUGAGAUCUUUUCCAUACAACCCUUCUGUAACGUCGAUAUUGAAUCACAUUACAAGUCGAUUGAAAUCUUACGGCGAAUAAUUACAGUUAUAACAGCUGUGCGCUUUACAGGGACAGAUAAAUAACUUAUACCUGUCCUUCUCAGUAGAAAGUGUACCAAAAAAAGAAAGAUGUAGUUAGCUUUAGGUCUCAAGAGGAAAGGGAACGAAGUCACGUGACGGUUUCUCCAUACAAACGUCCUUAUUUUCCUCUCUGAAUAUUAACAUUAUAUAAAAUAUUAUUACGCAAUUUGAUGUAUAAUUAACCAUUGCUAUACACCUUCGUUUUUUUUACUAUUACGAGAGGCUUUUAAAAAAUUGUUUUACUCUUUAUAAUAAUCAUAAAAUCCAAAAAAGUGAAACGAAUCUUAGCUAAAAAAAAAUUUGUAAACAUAUUUUCCAUAAUAUCAAUAUCCAGCGAAGAAAAUGGGGACUACGUUUGUAUGGAGAAGCGGUGACUAUCGUCUUGAAUAUGCUCAAUUCAAUCUGAUGUAGAUGUUGUUGGUGUAUGAUGGUCGCGGUCCUCAUUCGCAUAGGGUCUCCGGGCGUGUUUGUGACGUAGGCGUAGGAACCAAACGACUGAUAGUUUAUCGAUUAGAUUCGAUGGCGGCGAGUUGGUUUCUUUAUAAUUAGUUUUAACUAAAUCGAAAGUAAUUAGCUAUCUUACUUGUAAGACGUGUACUAACGUACAUUUACUUUAAACGGGCGACUUAUAUAUUUUCACGAUAUUCAUGCAUUAUUUCAACAAAAACAGACGGUAUAUUCUUUAUUUAUUGACCUUUAUGUAUGAAAUAUGAAUAUACGCGUUCAAGUUCUGAGUUUUGUUAAAAUAAUGAAUUAUGAACGAAAAUCAUGAACUAACCGAAGACUUGGUUUCAUAAGAAGUCUCAUACUUACAUAACUGGUUGAGAGAGAUGCAGCUAUUUCGUAAAAUGAGUGGUUAUAUUCCCACGGUGUGUUUUCCACGUAUAUUAACAUUGAACUGUGUCAUUUAAGGCGAGAUAUGUAAUGCUUGAGACCUACCUUAUAUUUAUUUUAGUGAGUAUUUCAAUUGAAAGUGAACUUAAAAUAUCAGUAAAAUUAAGGAUGGUUUAACGUAGGACCCGCGGGCUUUACUAAAAGCGACCUUAUCGUGCGGUUGUUAUGGUUUUAAAUGAAAUGGCGGGCAAGCCAAGACAUUAAGUAUGAUAGUCAGCUAAGGUAUUUGUAGCGAUCUAUCCACUCUAUUUUUGUACCGACCACAACCUCCAAGCUUAAGCCUAGGAGUUUCGUUUUUCUAAUACAUGUCGGCCUAUCAUGCGAUGUAUUUAACUGCUAUAUAGUCUGUUUAUUACGUUAUAUUACUAUAAUAAAAACGAAUGAACUAAUUGAUAGUGUUACUCAAAAAUACUGACAGUAUCAAAUUUGUUGCUUUUAUUAUUAACAGCGCGCAGGGCCCGGUUUUUAAGGAUGCGCUAUGGAAAUUACAAUAUUUGUCUAUGUUACUUAAAAAGUAUCCAGUAGAUUGCAGUGAUAGCACGCAUGUUAGGCCGGGAGCCUGUUUCAUCAAGCUGCUCUCGAAAUAUUGCAUUGUUAGUUUUCAACAUUCGCUACAAUUUUUAUUGGCAUUCAUGUACCAAUCUAUAUUUUUGCGGCACUUCAGAUUUUAACGCCAUCUUUAACGGACUCAUUUCUGUUCUUUGAUUGGCAUACUGCUCAAUUAUUCUCCUUAAUACUCACUAAUUGUAUAUGUAACAUAUGUGAAGAAUUCAGAGUAGCUUAAUAAAGCAGGGCAUUCUUAGCUUUGUAAAUAUAUCUAAUGUGAGGAUAUUCUACAUUCUAAAUUGUAUCGGUAAUGAUAAUAGGAUCGUCCCGGCGGCCUCCGCUUUCAAAAUUAUGUGUGAACAUUUUUAAGUGCUUUUAUUUCGAAUAAUUUAUAUUUAUACAGCUUACUUUAAAGUUAGGGCUCCGGGACUGGCAAUAAUGUGUGUCGUAGGAAGUACAAAGGAGUAAGGUCACGGUAGAAUAGCUGAGGGCCCGCGCCCCUUUCGAUUGUUAUAAAUAAAUAAUUAUUAUAUCAAUAAAUUUUUUAUUGUAAAGUA
This is a messenger RNA of Cydia pomonella (codling moth), 6275 nucleotides long. Its product is annotated as WD repeat-containing protein 26. Bases 534 to 2168 code for a protein of 544 amino acids. Gene Ontology annotation, molecular function: protein binding. Gene Ontology annotation, biological process: proteasome-mediated ubiquitin-dependent protein catabolic process. Lineage: Eukaryota; Metazoa; Arthropoda; Insecta; Lepidoptera; Tortricidae. The transcript is spliced from 13 exons. Gene Ontology annotation, cellular component: GID complex. The record is from RefSeq and is a predicted model, not a curated record.